CCAUGCAAGCAGAGUCGCCUCUAAAGGGAACCUGCUCGGAAGCCGCGUAGGAUUGCCGAGUAAAACACGUGUCCUUAUUUAUAGACUUCUAACUGUUGGUUUGGUUUUUCGGAACACUUCUCUAAAGCCUCACACACGACCAUGGCCUGCUGUGGAGUUGUGUUGUUGUGGCUAUUGAGCACAACGUUGACGGGGACGACAACGGCAUACAAACACGUGGUCUUCAUGCAUGGUGUGCUGGCUGGGACUGAGGAAUUCACGCUGCUCGUCAAACAGCUGCAGACUGAUCACCCGGGCACGAACGUGACUCUCAUCAGUUCCUACAGUGAGGUGCGCAGUGUAAAACCGCUUUGGGUGCAGGUGAACACCAUCCAGUCCCAGGUUGCUGCGGUCAUGGCGGACAACCCUGCAGGCAUCCAUCUUGUCUGCUUCUCCCAGGGGGGACUGAUAUGUCGAGGUCUCCUGUCUGUGCUCCGUCACAACGUUGACACGUUCAUUGCCCUCAGCUGCCCUAUGGCCGGCCAGUAUGGAUACUCGGAUGACAUCAAGAAGUGGUACGAGAAUUAUCUCGCAAAAAACCUUUACAAGGUUUUGUAUACCAAGAAAGGACAGGAGAUUUCAUUCGGCAACUACUGGAUGGAUCCCCAUCACUUGACGGAGUAUCGCAAGUAUUCCCAGUUCCUCGCUGUCAUCAACAACGACACAGAACAAGGAAAAAGUCAAAUGUACAAGCAGAACUUCUCUCGCCUGAAGAAAUUAGUGCUGAUUGGUGGGCCAGAUGACGGAGUCAUCGGACCUUGGCAAUCCGGACACUUCGGGAUGUACAACUCAACCGAGACUGUUCUACCCAUGGAGGAACAAAGGUGGUAUAAAGAGGACAGUUUUGGACUCCGUACCCUCAACAACAGGAAGGCAAUCAAGAUGCUCACAUUCGCAGGCGUUACACAUACCAACUGGCACAAAAACAUGACCAUCUACCAGCAAGGCAUCAAGCCAUUCCUCACAUAAAUACGCACAGAACUAUCACACACCAACAUGACCAUCUGCCUGCUAGGCAUCAAGCCAUUCCUCACAUAAACACACACAGAACUAUCACACACCAACAUGACCAUCUGCCUGCUAGGCAUCAAGCCAUUCUUCACAUAAACACGCACAGAACUAUCACACACCAACAUGACCAUCUACCUGCUAGGCAUCAAGCCAUUCCUCACAUAGACACACACAGAACUACACACACCAACAUGACCAUCUACCAGCAAGGCAUCAAGCCAUUCCUCACAUAGGCACACACAGAACUAUCACACACCAACAUGACCAACUGCCUGCUAGGCAUCAAGCCAUUCCUCACAUAAACACGCACAGAACUAUCACACACCAACAUGACCAUCUACCAGCAAGGCAUCAAGCCAUUCCUCACAUAGACACACACAGAACUUUCACACACCAACAUGACCAUCUGCCUGCUAGGCAUCAAGCCAUUCCUCACAUGAACACACACAGACCUAUCACACACCAGCAUGACCAUCUACCAGGAAUACAUCAAGUCAUUCCUCACAUAGACACACUGAACUAUCACACACCAACAUGACCAUCUACCAGCAAGGCAUCAAGCCAUUUCUCACAUAAACACGUACAGAACUAUCACACACCAACAUGACCAUCUGCCUGCUAGGCAUCAAGCCAUUCCUCACAUGAACACACAGAACUACACACACCAACAUGACCAUCUACCAGCAAGGCAGCAAGCCAUUCCUCACAUGAACACACACAGACCUAUCACACACCAACAUGACCAUCUACCAGGAAUACAUCAAGUCAUUCCUCACAUAGACACACUGAACUAUCACACACUAACAUGACCAUCUACCAGCAAGGCAGCAAGCCAUUCCUCACAUGAACACACACAGAACUGCACACACCAACAUGACCAUCUACCAGCAAGGCAGCAAGCCAUUCCUCACAUAGACACACACAGAACUAUCACACACCAACAUGACCAUCUGCCUGCUAGGCAUCAAGCCAUUCCUAACAUAGACACACACAGAACUAUCACACACCAACAUGACCAUCUACCAGCAAGGCAUCAAGCCAUUCCUCACAUGAUCACACACAGAACUACACACACCAACAUGACCAUCUACCAGCAAGGCAGCAAGCCAUUCCUCACAUGAACACACACAGAACUACACACACCAACAUGACCAUCUACCAGCAAGGCAUCAAGCCAUUCCUCACAUAGACACACACAGAACUAUCACACACCAACAUGACCAUCUGCCUGCUAGGCAUCAAGCCAUUCCUCACAUGAACACACACAGACCUAUCACACACCAACAUGACCAUCUACCAGGAAUACAUCAAGUCAUUCCUCACAUAGACACACUGAACUAUCACACACCAACAUGACCAUCUACCAGCAAGGCAUCAAGCCAUUUCUCACAUAAACACGCACAGAACUAUCACACACCAACAUGACCAUCUGCCUGCUAGGCAUCAAGCCAUUCCUCACAUGAACACACAGAACUACACACACCAACAUGACCAUCUACCAGCAAGGCAGCAAGCCAUUCCUCACAUGAACACACACAGACCUAUCACACACCAACAUGACCAUCUACCAGGAAUACAUCAAGUCAUUCCUCACAUAGACACACUGAACUAUCACACACUAACAUGACCAUCUACCAGCAAGGCAGCAAGCCAUUCCUCACAUGAACACACACAGAACUACACACACCAACAUGACCAUCUACCAGCAAGGCAUCAAGCCAUUCCUCACAUGAACACACACAGAACUACACACACCAACAUGACCAUCUACCAGCAAGGCAUCAAGCCAUUCCUCACAUGGACACACUGAACUAUCACACACUAACAUGACCAUCUACCAGCAAGGCAGCAAGCCAUUCCUCACAUGAACACACACAGACCUAUCACACACCAACAUGACAACCUACCAGCAAGGCAUCAAGCCAUUUCUCACAUGAACACACAGAACUACACACACCAACAUGACCAUCUACCAGCAAGGCAGCAAGCCAUUCCUCACAUGAACACACACAGACCUAUCACACACCAACAUGACAACCUACCAGCAAGGCAUCAAGCCAUUUCUCACAUGAACACACAGAACUACACACACCAACAUGACCAUCUACCAGCAAGGCAUCAAGCCAUUCCUCACGGACAAUUACUUCCCUUCCCCGUUACAUUCUUACUAUAUCAAUUACAUGAGUUCCAGUUGGAAUGAAAUAGAACUGACAAAAAAAAGAAAAUAAUUAAGCUGGGGGUAAGAGUAUUCGGAAUCACGGAAGUCAUCACUCGUUUGUAAACAUAACGGUCAUUCGGUUACGAAUUCAAAUUUAAGCAUGGUUGUGGCCCCCCUAUCACAGUGGGGAGUUUUGACUUGUGGCAGCGAUAGUUUAGAGAGCUCCGCGAACGGGCUAUCGCUGUGAGGAGCUUUGGUGUGCCUCGUGUGACGUCAGACAGGACCGGAAUAUCUAUCAACAGCACCUCUAAAAUCGAGUAUGUGAUACUCAUACUGCUGAUACCACAGUUGGAGCAAGGGGACGCACCAUCAGUGAAAGAACAGUUAUGUCACGUCAUGCUGCGGUCGGCUCACGUUGCCGCUUCUGACAUGUGUUGACCACCGUGUCCUUUCCGGUGACCAUAACACCUUGUGCAUUAACGUUGUGAUCUUGCAUGUGUCAGUUCUGUGGAAUAAAUGAUGGUUUCUCAUA
Molecule: messenger RNA, 3740 nt
Organism: Haliotis rufescens (red abalone)
Lineage: Eukaryota; Metazoa; Mollusca; Gastropoda; Lepetellida; Haliotidae
Product: lysosomal thioesterase PPT2-like
Exons: 9
Coding region: 142-1008 (288 amino acids)
Cellular component (GO): lysosome
Molecular function (GO): thiolester hydrolase activity
Source: RefSeq, a predicted model, not a curated record